Fukomys damarensis (Damara mole-rat) is the source of this 2573-nucleotide messenger RNA. RefSeq names its product eEF1A lysine and N-terminal methyltransferase (gene Mettl13). Lineage: Eukaryota; Metazoa; Chordata; Mammalia; Rodentia; Bathyergidae. Bases 279 to 2378 code for a protein of 699 amino acids. The transcript is spliced from 8 exons. The record is from RefSeq and is a predicted model, not a curated record.
UGUGCUUUCGGGUUGGGAAAACUAGCUCUGCAGAAGUGUGAGGGGUUCUACACGUGGGGACGUGCUGAGGGCGCCGCGGAGGGCGUGGGCGUGUGCAGAUCAAGUCCCGCGACUCUCGUGCGUUGGCCGUGUAAGGGUUGUUUCUCUAGGUGUCUAGUGGGGGCCCGAAUCGACGCGUCUGUUCGUGGGUGGAUAGAAUUCUCCCUGCAGCGCCCCGAAGCCCCUCAUGGUGCUUCACAGGGAGUAGAUCUUGAACACGCUCUUCGGGCAAGGGGAACAUGAAUCUCUUACCCAAAAGUUUCAAGGACUUUGGCUCGGUUGACUACUGGGAGAAGUUCUUUCAGCAGAGGGGAAAGCAGGCUUUCGAGUGGUAUGGAACCUACCUGGAAUUGUGCGGGGUGCUGCACAAGUACAUCAAGCCCCGGGAGAAGGUGCUGGUGAUUGGGUGUGGCAACUCAGAGCUGAGCGAGCAGCUGUAUGAUGUGGGCUAUCAGGACAUAGUGAACAUCGACAUCAGUGAGGUGGUCAUCAAGCAGAUGAGGGAACGCAGUGCCAGCCGCCGGCCCCGGAUGAGCUUCUUGAAGAUGGACAUGACACGGAUGGAGUUUCCCGAUGCCUCAUUCCAGGUGGUGUUGGACAAGGGCACCCUGGAUGCUGUCCUGACAGAUGAGGAGGAGAAGACCCUGCAGCUGGUGGACAGGAUGCUGGCUGAGGUUGGCCGUGUCCUGCAGGUGGGCGGUCGCUACCUCUGCAUCUCCCUGGCUCAGGCUCACGUCCUGAAGAAAGCAGUGGGUCACUUCUCUCGGGAGGGGUGGAUGGUGAGGGUGCACCAAGUGGCCAGCAGCCGGGACCAGGCGUUGGAAUCAGAGCCUCGGUUCUCCCUGCCUGUCUUUGCCUUCAUCAUGACCAAGUUCAGGCCGGUCCCUGGCUCUGCCCUUCAGAUCUUUGAGCUGUGUGCUCAGGAGCAGGGCAAGCCGGUGCGGCUGGAAAGUGCCGAGCUGCUGGCAGAGGCUGUGCGGGAGCGGCAGCAGUAUGCAUGGCUGUGCGGCCAGCUUCGCCGCAAGGCCGGGCUGGGGAGUGUGUCUCUGGACUUGUGCAGUGGGGACACGGGGGAGCCACGCUACACCCUCCACGUGGUGGACAGCCCCGCUGUGAAGCCAUCGCGGGACAAUCAUUUUGCCAUUUUCAUCAUUCCCCAGGGCCGGGAGACUGAGUGGCUCUUUGGCAUGGAGGAAGGCCGGAAGCAACUGGCAGCCAGUGCGGGCUUCAGGAGGCUAAUCACAGUGGCUCUUCAUCGAGGUCAGCAGUACGACAGCAUGGACAGUAUUCAGGCUGAGCUGUCAGCCAGAGUCAUGGAGCUGGCCCCGGCUGGGAUGCCCACUCAGCAGCAGGUGCCCUUUCUGUCUGUGGGUGGGGACAUUGGAGUCCGGACUGUUCAGCACCAAGACUGCAGCCCCUUGAGUGGCGACUAUGUCAUCGAGGAUGUGCAAGGGGACAACAGGCGAUACUUUCGGCGGCUGAUCUUUCUCAGCAACAGGAAUGUGGUGCAGUCGGAGGCCAGGUUGCUGAAGGAUGUGCCUCACAGAGCCCAGAAGAAACGGAAAAAGGACAAGAAGAAGCGGGGGUCUGUUGAGACUUCUGAGGACCUCCCUCCAGCCCCAGGACAGUCCAUUGAUAUUAGUUACCUAUGCUGUGAACACCAUAAAGCCAUGAUUGCCGGCCUUGCCCUGCUGAGAAACCCGGAGCUGCUUCUAGAGACCCCACUGGCAUUGUUGGUAGUGGGCCUGGGUGGGGGCAGUCUCCCUCUCUUCAUCCACGAUCAUUUCCCCAAGUCCCGCAUUGAUGCUGUGGAGAUUGACCCCUCCAUGUUGGAAGUGGCCACUCAGUGGUUUGGCUUCUCGCAGAGUGACCGGAUGAAAGUCCACAUUGCAGAUGGCCUGGACUAUAUUAGCAGCUUGGCAGGAAGAGAAGCAAGAACUCACUACGAUGUCAUAAUGUUUGAUGUAGACAGUAAGGACCCAACGCUGGGAAUGAGUUGUCCGCCCCCAGCCUUUGUGGACCAGCCUUUCCUGCAGAAGGUCAAAAGCAUCCUGACUCAUGAAGGUGUCUUUAUCCUGAACCUUGUGUGCCGAGACUUAGGGCUCAAGGACUCAGUGCUGGCUGGACUCAAGGCGGUGUUUCCUCUCCUGUAUGUCAGGCGAAUUGAAGGAGAAGUGAACGAGAUACUGUUCUGUCAGCUGCGUCCUGAGCAGAAGCUUGCCAUGCCAGAGCUCCUGGAAAUGGCCCAGGCCUUGGAGCAGACCCUGAGGAAGCCUGGGAGGGGCUGGGAUGACACAUACGUCCUAUCAGAUAUGCUCAAGACUGUGAAGAUUGUGUAAUUGCUGAGGCCAUAGAGUCCUAAGCUUCCUGCCCAGACUAUUGGACUCCUGGCCUGCGAGAAACUGAAGACCUACAAUGCACAGUACUUUACUUGGCACUGGGGAUUGAAUUCGGGACCUUGUGCUUGCGAGGCAGGCGGCGGCACCACUGAGCUAAAUCCCCAGCCCUGUAGUACUUUUAAAAGCUGUGUUUUU